AUGAUGACCUCUACCACAGGGCCGACAGCCCAAACCGCCUUUAUCAACCCAGUUGCUACAAAUGAACGUUCCACUGAACUUACAUCAGGGCAACAAUUGGUGUUUGAGAUGGAAAGAUCUGAACGGCCUAAGAAGCGGCUGCGCAGUUCUGAAUAUCUUACAUCCCCAAAUUCACACUUCCCUGUCCCAAAGAGCCAAGGCCAGCCUGUGACGUCUAAGAACAGUCAACCCCCCGCUUCCAAUGGCAAUAAAGGCACUGGAGGCUCUAUGGGAUAUCCAUCUAUCAGUGGGAGCAGUAACACACCUGCUGAUACAUCAUCAACUCUUUCACCCUCAGUCGACCCUAGAAAAUCCACUUCUCCUCUCACAACCCCCGAGCAUAGCGUAUUUACCCCAGCAUGCGUGGCCGGGGUGAGUGUGCUGGAGAGUGGAAAGGUAGACUUGGCCAAGUGUCGGCCGCGUUCGUCAAUUCCUGCUCAUUUGACACCCGAAGUCUAUGGCCAGCAGUGCGUAGCAUCUGCCUAUGCCUGUCGUCUGGAUCCAUACUCCCUUCACCCAAAAGAACAAGAAGCUCUACAAGAUUAUCUUUGCCACAUGCACGUUACUCUGUAUCUCAAUAUUCGGAAUGGUAUUCUGCGGCUCUGGACCCGGAACGCCAUGGUCAGUGUGACCAGAGAAGAGGCCCUGGGUGUUGCAAAAGACUACCGCUGGAUGAAUCUUGCUUCUUUCGCAUAUGAUUGGCUGGCACGAAAUGGUUACAUCAACUUUGGCUGCGUUGAGGUCCCCAUGCCUAUUGUACCUCCUAGACGGGGAAGACGGAGGGAAGGUCCAGUCAUUGUGGUUGUAGGAGCCGGCGUUGGUGGGCUAGGCUGUGCACGUCAGCUGGAAGGUCUGUUUCGCCAUUAUCGGGAUGCAGAAACCGCCCCUCGUGUAAUUGUUCUGGAAGGACGUCGCAGAAUCGGUGGAAGAGUCUACUCGCAUCCCCUUCGCAGUAUGGAGUCGGAGUCGUUACCUCCGGGGCUCGUUCCAAAGGCAGAGAUGGGAGCCCAGAUUAUUGUGGGUUUUGAAAACGGCAAUCCCCUCGACCAAAUCGUUCGAAGUCAAUUGGCGCUGCAUUACCAUCUCCUGCAUGACUCCUCUACUAUUUACGAUAUCGAUGGCUCGCCGGUGGGCUUCGUGCAGGAUUCAAUGAAUGAUCAGCUUCACGUCAAUUUGCUAGAGCGAACUGGGAAGUAUCGCCACGAGGUGCUCAUCCCUACUACAGCUCAAGGUGAGGCCGACAUGAUCAACGCUGGUCGUGAAUCUACCAGUGAUGACGGCCUUACUGUUCGAGAGUAUGAAGACGCUCGUCGUGCUGGGACUACCCAUCUUCUCCUUCCAACCAAGCGAACCCGACGUCACAGAGGCGCGGGGCACAGAACCGUAGAAAUUGAACCCAUUGACAAUGUGGCAGCAGACUCUUUGGGAACAGAAGACCCAGCGGCUUCAUUUUGCCUAGCUAUAGGAUGGAGGUUGAACGCUGGAUAUUCUGAAGACGAUACAAUUGAGCUUGACGACAUUGCACGUGCGACUCGGACACAAACCCUGGGCGCAGUGAUGGAUGAAGGUGUCAAACAGUACCAGGACAUGCUUCCUAUGACACCCAAAGAUAUGCGACUUCAGAAUUGGCAUAUUGCCAACAUGGAGUAUUCCAAUGCCACAAAUUUCAAAAAUCUCAGUCUCUCCUCAUGGGAUCAAGAUACGGGUAAUGAGUUUGAAGGAGAGCAUUCUCAGGUGAUAGGUGGUUAUCAACAAUUGCCAUUCGGCCUGUACUCUUUGCCUACGAAGCUCGAUGUUCGGACCAACAAGAUCGUCCAGAGUAUCUCCUAUGACCCGACUGGCUCCGACAGCCGUAAAUCGGUCAUCCAAUGCGAAGACGGUGAGAAGUUCGUUGCAGAUCAUGUUGUCUUUACGGGCUCUCUCGGUGUUCUCAAGCAUGAAACAAUUCAGUUCUAUCCUCCUCUCCCCGACUGGAAGUUAGGUGCUAUCAAGAGGUUAGGGUUCGGGCUCAUGAACAAGGUGAUCCUCGUAUUCCCUGAACCCUUCUGGGAUGAGACCCGAGACAUGUUUGGUCUCCUGCGCGAGCCAACAAUUUGCAACAGCAUGAAUCCAGAUGACUACGUAAAGAAUCGCGGGCGAUGCUACAUUUUCUGGAACUGCAUGCAAACCGCCGGACUGCCUGUUAUUACUGGUAUCAUGGCCGGAGAUGCUGCAUAUGAAACCGAGACCACAUCAGACGCCGAUAUCAUCUCGGAAGUCGUCUCUCAGCUGCGAAAUGUGUUCAAACACACCAGCAUACCAGACCCAGUCGAGACCAUCAUUACUCGCUGGGCUUCUGACAAAUUCACCCGGGGCAGCUACUCCUACGUGGCAACCGAGGCUCGUGCCGAAGACUACGAUCUCAUGGCACGACCCGUCGGUUCCCUCCACUUUGCCGGUGAGGCUACCUCCCGCAAUCACCCAGCGACCGUCCACGGCGCAUACCUCUCUGGUAUCCGAGCCGCCGCGGAAGUGAUCGAGUCCGUUGUGGGACCGAUCGAGAUCCCCACUCCUUUGGUGCCCGAAAAGCCAGUCACCAGCACGGUGCCGGCAGCCACACCCAAUGGUACCCAGCACUCUGAGCCCGUCGUGGCUCAGCAGCAAUCUAUCACUCCCUCCAACCACAUGGCCGACGAAAAACUACGUCGCGAGACCUACCAUGACACCAUGCGGGCGGCAAUCUCCGCCGAAAUCGGGGAGGCUCCCAUUCCGCCACCAAAAAUGGCGUUGAACCCUUUCCUCCUGUACCAGAAAGACUUCUGGUCCAAAUGUCGCGACCAGUGCGAUGAAGCUCGUCGUGCCGGCUCUAGCAAUCCAAAUGCUAAAGCCCCGCGCGAUGAGAUCCGCCACGCACUGGGUCAAAUGUGGCGUAAUGCCCCGGUAGAGGAAAAGCAGCCCUACCUCGACCAGGUCGAGGUGAGUCGUGCCCUCAAAGAACGGGCUUGGAGUGAGUUCAAGGUUGCUGCAGAGAAGUGGGAUCGGCAGUUCCUGCAGGCGAAAGCGGAGUGGUGUGCCCAGCACCCGUACGAGGGGUGGGUGACGCCUGGUUCGGCGGAGUAG
Messenger RNA from Penicillium pulvis, 3138 nucleotides. It is a transcript of the gene aof2, whose product is annotated as putative lysine-specific histone demethylase Aof2. The transcript has a single exon. NCBI's taxonomy places the organism in Eukaryota, Fungi, Ascomycota, Eurotiomycetes, Eurotiales, Aspergillaceae. Bases 1 to 3138 code for a protein of 1045 amino acids. The record is from RefSeq and is a predicted model, not a curated record. Gene Ontology annotation, molecular function: oxidoreductase activity; protein binding.